UGCUUUGGUGCUUUGUCUGCUGUCGCUUCCGUAGCGGAUCAUGCGUUUAGGCGACGCCUAGAGUUUGUCCAGUUACAUAUUAAUUAAUUAAUUCAUCGAAACGCCCCCGCCCUUUAAACUCACUAUAAUAAAUAAAUAAAUGACAAUCUUGGAAAUUCUAAACUCAACCCUUUAACCCCUCACACUCGGCUAUCAAAGCAUUUUGGCGGCAUCCUACCACCACUCUUCCAGACCUUCUCUACUCCCGUCUCAAACGCUACUCUCUCUCUCUCUCUCUCUCUCUCUCUGAGCAACAAUCAGCGAUGGGAGCCUUGUGUAACCAUGAUAAGCUCUCAAGCUUCACGUCCGCCCACGACCGCAGAUUCUCCAAGCACGUUCACGACAACGUUCACGGCAACAUCUAUCUCGAUCCGCUCUUUAUGAAGUUUAUUGACACUGAAGAGUUCCAGAGACUUCGAGAUCUGAAGCAACUAGGUGUAGCACACAUGGUCUACCCAGGGGCUGUACAUUCUCGGUUUGAGCAUUCACUAGGUGUUUAUUGGCUGGCGGGGGAAGCUGUUCAUAAACUUCAAGCUUACCAAGGAUUGGAGCUUGGAAUUGACCCAUUUGAUAUACAGACAGUAAAACUUGCUGGGCUACUGCAUGAUGUGGGCCAUGGACCAUUCAGCCACACGUUUGAGCAGGCAUUUCUUCCCCGGGUUCUUAAUGGCUCCAAAUGGUCUCAUGAGGAAAUGUCUCUGAAGAUGAUAGACCACAUCGUUGAUGAACACAAUAUUGAAAUUGAUUCUGAAAGCCUUAAGAAAACAAAGGAAAUGGUAGUUGCUGGCUCUGAAUAUGCUUCAUCGGAAAGCAUGAAAGAGAAGCGUUUCUUAUAUGAUAUUGUUGCAAAUGGUCGAAAUGGAAUAGAUGUUGACAAGUUUGAUUACAUUGUUCGUGAUUCCAGGGCUUGUGGUUUAGGUUGCAAUUUUGAGUUUCGUAGGUUAUUGGAGACGAUGCGAGUAAUAGAUGAUGAGAUAUGCUAUCGUGCUAAGGAAUAUCUUACAAUCCACAAGUUAUUUGCCACUCGUGCUGAUCUGCAUCGAACAGUCUAUAUGCAUGCAAAAGUAAAGGCAAUAGAGCUCAUGGUGAUAGAUGCACUGUUAAAAGCAAAUGAUCAUCUUAAGAUUUCAUCCUUCAUCGAUCAACCAGCAGAAUAUUGGAAGUUAGAUGACUCAAUAUUAAAAACCAUUGAAACUGCUCCUGACCAAGAGCUGAAGGAAUCUAGAGAUUUGAUCCUACGGAUUCGGAGAAGGGAUCUGUAUCAGUUCUGCAAUGAAUUCUCUGUUCCAAAGGAUAGGCUGGAGCACUUCAAAGACAUCACUCCCCAAGAUAUUAUUUGUUCUCAGAAAAAUAGCAGCAUUACUCUAAAAGAAGAUGAUGUUUCUGUGAGCAAUGUCAGGAUUAACUUGACACGUGGGAGGAACAACCCUCUGGAAAGCAUCAAAUUUUUCAAGGAUUUUGAGAGUGAUGAGAAGUUCCCCAUACAAGAUGAUCGCAUCAGUCACUUGCUGCCUGCAGGUUACGAAGAUAGAAUUGUGAGGGUGUACUCUAAAAAGCCUGAACUGGUGGAAGCAGUUUCUGAGGCCUUUGAAAAUUUUCAGCUAAAGACAUAUAGAAUGAAAGCCCAAGUACAUGACACACCUGAGAAGAAGAAACGCAGAAGUUUCCAGAUUUGGAGAUGACAGACAAAUAUAACAAAGGAAUUCCAUGGACAAUUGUAGGAGUAUAAAUCUUCCCCAACAAUGUGAGUGCACUAAUUUUGCUUAACCUCUCUCAUGUAGUGACACUGUGACAGUUAAUAGUGGCUCCAAUGAUUUGAUUGAUGAAAUUUGUUUGUUCCCCACAUAUAUUAAUGACACUGUCACAACCUUAUUUUCAAGCAUUCAUGAGCCAGAGGGAAGUUCCAAAUUGGCUUCUGGUUACCUUCUCCA
Messenger RNA from Vitis vinifera (wine grape), 1970 nucleotides. RefSeq lists its product as uncharacterized. The record is from RefSeq and is a predicted model, not a curated record. Lineage: Eukaryota; Viridiplantae; Streptophyta; Magnoliopsida; Vitales; Vitaceae. Gene Ontology annotation, molecular function: dGTPase activity. Bases 303 to 1721 code for a protein of 472 amino acids. The transcript has 20 exons. Gene Ontology annotation, biological process: dGTP catabolic process. Gene Ontology annotation, cellular component: nucleus.